AAACACAUGAAAAACUGACGCAAGUUUGUUUCUGAAAUUAAAAAUUCCUGUAUCUGUCCGCUUAUGGACAAUAAAAAUUAGCUAAUGAACGCGCGUGAAUUUCUACAGCUACUGUCAGAAUGACUCUUGAACUAAACUUCCAUCGGUACUAAGUGUGCUCAAAUUCUGGGGAUGUGUCUGCUGGCUGACCAAUUCAGUUUUACAAGUAAAUUUUCUGGGAAAUAGAAGAUGAGACAUUUCCGCUUAUAAAGAGGAACUAAUAAAUUUGCCAGCAACUAGAAAAGUUGUUUUAAAAAUGCUAAUUGUUGGUUACUUCGUGGCGAUGAUGGUCCAAGAUGAAUCUUUUAUGCUGUAAAUGCUUUCGUUUUCAGUUGACUUCAAUGCGAAAAUUUUAAAAUAUGACGAAAGAUAGAGAAAAAAACCGUCUCGUCUUUAUAUCACUCCGUAAUUCUUUUCCAGCCCUUUUAUUCCCAGAUUUGACUCUUUCUCAUCAAAGUCAUCAGAAUGCGACUGGGGCCCAGUCAACUCCCCUCCAUUUUGCUUUACACUGAGUGCGAGUCAACCGAUAAGUCUGCAUCUUCCGCUUUCUCUGUCGACUGAAGGAAAUCAUCGUUCACUACGGCAUCUUAAACAAGUCUGUACAGGCUGAGAGGCGGCCGAUCGUGACAACGCUAUUGAGUACGAUGUAAGAUCCAUCAGAAUCCUAAGGUGGAACAACAUUCAUUCAAAGCGGAGUCUGACUUGACUGGAGAAUGGCUGCUGCCCCAGACCCAGAUGAAAUUCUUCGUUCAACAAAAGGAAAAGGAAAUUUUCAACGUGUAGCACGACUGUUGAUAAGUGGAGGUACUACACUUCUGAGAGAAAUUUUCGAUCAACUCUCUCCACCAAGUAGUCUUCCCACGAUACUAAAACGUCCAGCCACACAGAAACAACUCAAAGCAGCAAAGCUCACCAAGCCACAGUGGGACUGUCUGUACCCUUCCCCAGGGGUGUACGGCAAGUCAGCAGAUUUUGAUGUUACUUUGCUAUUCAGGUUGCUGAGGACAAUAUGCAACCUCACCCCUCUCACCACCGGAUGGGAUGCACUGCCCACAAGCACAGACAACAGUUUAGUUGCAGACUUAGUGAGAAUUAAAUAUUACCGUAAUUCAGUGUAUGGUCACGUGAGCCAAAAUAUGGAAAUUACGGAUGACGAGUUCCCACAGCUUUGGGAAGACAUCAGUGAAGCGCUGCUUAGAAUUGCUGGGCAAAUCAGCCCUACGAAGAAAACAGCAUGGCAGGAGGCCAUUGGUAACUUUUUAAAGGAUCCCCUUACAGCCGAGGAUGAACGAAAUGUCCAGGAACUGCGAAGGUGGUACAAAAAUGAUGUGGAAGUAAAGGAAUUCAUAGAGUCCUCAGCUCAAAAAACGAGAAAAAGAAUGAAACGUCUGAAGAGGUCUGUUCGAGAGGAAGCCCAAUAAAUCAGAGAUCAGCUCGGAGGGGAACUGAAAACCACAAGUCAAGACGUUCAAAGCCUAGUUCGAGAGGAAACUCAAGACAUCAAAGAUCAGCUGGGAGAGAUGCAUCAAUCCAUAGAUAGGCUCAGCUCCUCCGCUGGCACCUCUCAAGCAGCAGGAGGUCAGUAGCUUCUUGCUAGUAGUUUACAAGGGGUGAACAAUUAUUACAUUAUCACUUGAUGGAAGAAUGGGGGAGCUUGUGAAGGUUGGAAAAAUCGCGCUAAAAUACCGACCAGACACUUACUUAGAGUUAUUCAGGUUAUAAAGAAUAUCGAGUAAAGCGGUUGCGAGGAAAACUUAUUUAGCAGGCAUGAAAACAAAUUCCUGCAGGGAUGGAAGGAGAAAAAAUAUCGUGCAGCCAAAUUCAUGCAAUCCCCCAUUAAUAAUAUAAUGAUCCACCGUAAUAGUACCCAAAAAUAUUACUUUGAAAACCGUGCCAUUCAGGUCUGAAGUGCAUAACACCAACCAAGCUCGUAAAAAUAGAAGAUGGUUGUGAUGUGUCACGUUUAGAAUGAACAGCUCGUCUAUUUUCUCGACCUUGUUGGAAAAGAAAGGGACUGUUAACAGUCUGUAUCACAGUAACAAAUACAAGUGUUUGGCUAAAGCGGAGAGGAGAAGAGAGGGAUAUUACCAACCACAUGACAAAAGCGAACAUGCCGAGGUAUAUGGUGUUGUUCCUAGUAUUUUUAGCUUCCGCGCGCAUGUGCAAUAAAAUUGUAUUAUUUCCCAACAGCUCGUCUUGGAGUGAGGAUUAAUGGCAAAACAGUCCAGGGAGUGGCAAUGGUACAUGUGACGUCGCGUAAACGAAAGGCAGACACUAGUUUUCCCACAGCACAGCAAGUUUUGAAUCUCGCGGCGUCAAAAUAUUUGAAAACAAUUGACCCAUCGAAACCAGAGGACUUAAAUGGCUUUGUUUAUUACAUGGAAAAAGUACGAAAAACAUUGCUCGUGGAUACUAAGUCAGGGAGUUUGAUCAUCACAGUUGAAUGUCGCUCUCUGGAAAUACUUGACGGAUUGUGGUCUGAUUAUUGCACUGGCUUUCUGAAUAAAAUGGUGCAAAAAUUCCUUGUGACCGAUGAGGUUUUC
This is a messenger RNA of Orbicella faveolata, 2582 nucleotides long. RefSeq lists its product as uncharacterized. The record is from RefSeq and is a predicted model, not a curated record. Lineage: Eukaryota; Metazoa; Cnidaria; Anthozoa; Scleractinia; Merulinidae. Gene Ontology annotation, molecular function: protein binding.